UUAUAAAAUAUCAUACCAAUACAAAAUAUUGUUGCAUGCAAAUGGAGUACAAUUUUUUGUCUACCAAUAUCAUUUUCUCUUUAAUAUUGCGAUUUGACUUCUAAAACUACUUUUCCCAUAUCACUCCAUGUUUUUCAAGAAAUCGCCUCAAUCAAAGAGUCUCUUGCUUGUACGAUAGAAUUUGUUUAAACUAUCCAUUUCAAGUUCAAAAUGGUGGAAUCAUCACAUGGCCAUCAGAAAGAAAGAAAUACUUCUCCAGAAUCCAAAUUGAUGCUCUGUCACUUGCAGUAAACUAUUCCGAGGGGAAGAUGAGAAAGCUGAGAUGGGCCACGGACGCCGGAGGGUUUUGGGAUUUGGAUUUAUCGACGCCGGUGACUCUCGACGGCCAGGCGCGUCCGGUUCCCGGUGACCCGCUUCCCUUGGGACUCUCUCGCGGCCAUAGGCUUUCCAGGUCCAGACAAGUCGAUUUCUUCCAGCGCUUCAUGGCCAUGCCCUUCAUCCCUUCCAUGGCCGCCUGUAGCGGAUUCCUACUUCAACGCGCGCUUUCCCUUAACAUUUGUGAAAACUGGGUCGCAACAUUGCUUUGUCAGCUAAAUUUGCAGAAACUUGUUUCUUCUAUUAGGAACGAAGGAUCGAUACACCCAUCUGAAUCCUCAUGGCUGCACACUUUUAGGAGACACCUCUUGGAUAAAUCCCUUUAUGCCUUUAAUCUUUGUUCAGAGAUUGUGUUAACACCAGAUGAUAUGUUACUUGUUAGCUAUUCCCAUGAUGAUGGUAAGAUCCCCCGGAAGAAAGCAGUUUUUCACCACAAGUUUCCGCAUCAUGAUCUCACCGUUGAGGCAGCUUCGCCCGGGAUGUUUGUUGAUCGGCUCGGAAAUUAUUGGGAUGUACCAUUAGCUUUUGCCUUUGAUCUUGCAUCAGUUACUGGUGAAUCCAGCUUAAGCUAUCAUCUUUUAGUCAACCACAAUACAGGUUUACCUAAACAGUGUCAUGGUCAGCCACUGGCCAAAGAAGUGCCCUCUUCUUUACUUCCGGGAUUUUGUGCAAAAGGUGCUGUUUUGUUGAAAAAAAGUAUGGACCUCUGGAGAAGUGAAUCAUCUCUGUUGAAAAUGGUGCAACCAUAUGACAUACUUUUGUCCAGUCCUCACAUCUCGGCCACGGGCAUACUUGGUGUGGUUUUAUCAGCGUGCAUAGGCGAGAAUUCAAUGAGAUUGAAAAAAGAAGACGAGUCGCUACCUUUCAGAAACUUUUCACUUCGAGCUCAACGUAAAAAUGCUGCUCUUUCAGUGGAUUUAUUUGCAUCUUUUUCUUUGUCUGCACAACACGGAAAUUUCCAAAGGUUCUUCCUGGAUCUUAGUAAAUUUGAUGCACGCUUUGAUAUACCAUGUGGGUCAAAAUUUAUUUCUGGUGUAACUUCUGUGGCACGUGAUCUUCACAAGUCUCUAGUGCCAAGCACUGAAGCGAUUCAAGCAGUUUGCCCCAAUGCCAUGGUUUCUUUUCAGCAACAGAUUGCUGGACCCUUCAGCUUAAGGGUAGAUUCAGAAAUAGCCAUUGACGCGAGGGACUUUCGUCCCAGAGUAAACAAUCCCAUCUUUGCAUUUGAAUAUGCGCUGAAAGUUCUUGGCUCCGCCAAGGCUGUUGCUUGGUAUUCACCAAGUCAGAAGGAAUUUAUGAUAGAACUCCGCUUUUUAGAUAGUUGAAAUGCGUUUUCAAAAGAAAAAAAAAGAUAGUUGAAAUGCUAUUUAUUUAUACAUCCCCCAAAAAGAAACAAAAUCUAGCCUCGAAUGUACACUUCUGUCUUCAUAUUCUUUUUAUUAUGCAUCAAUUUUUAAACUUGUAAUAUUAAUAAUAAUCACUCGUUUAC
Molecule: messenger RNA, 1864 nt
Organism: Cuscuta campestris
Lineage: Eukaryota; Viridiplantae; Streptophyta; Magnoliopsida; Solanales; Convolvulaceae
Source: the annotation of a GenBank genome assembly